Messenger RNA from Lingula anatina, 4054 nucleotides. RefSeq lists its product as uncharacterized. Gene Ontology annotation, cellular component: RNA cap binding complex; cytoplasm. Gene Ontology annotation, molecular function: RNA binding; eukaryotic initiation factor 4E binding; translation initiation factor activity. Gene Ontology annotation, biological process: positive regulation of translation; regulation of formation of translation initiation ternary complex. NCBI's taxonomy places the organism in Eukaryota, Metazoa, Brachiopoda, Lingulata, Lingulida, Lingulidae. The record is from RefSeq and is a predicted model, not a curated record.
UGAUUGGUCACAACCUUAUCACGCCGGGAGAAAAGUGCUGCAGAUGCAUGUAACAUUUCUGGCAGACGAGGAAGGAGGUAGAGUAAUAUUUAGGUAGAGUUAAUCAGUCAGUGGUAUCAUCAUGGCAGGGCGUGGGCGUGGCGCGAGGAUGAAGAAAUUACAUGGAGGGAGUCUGGAAAAACCCAGACCACUGAAGAUACAGCAAGAUACUGCAGUGUUGUCCAGUCUGAGGGAGGCAGAACAGAUUGUGUAUAAACUGUCAGACAGAAAGGCAUCACUUCAGGAGGUCAGCAACCUGUGCUCCACCUUGAAGAGGCAUGGGAAGGAACUGGAGACCAGGAAUGAGGCUACCCUCAACCUGAUAUUCAACACAAUACGUCAGGCUGCGAAGGACCAGUGUCUCAGCUCUCAGGCCAGAGUGUUAGUUAUGGACGUGCUGGAGGCCAGGGCCAGGAAGUGGGCUGGGCCAGACCAUGUCACCCAGGGACACUAUAGCAAGAAGCAACAGGAGAUGGCUCUCAGACAGAAAAUUCCAGACCCAAGUGUGGCAGGCUCCGCCCACAUCCCACCUGUCAUCAGUCAUGUGAGACCAUCUCUCCAAUCAACUGUCAAUGUGGAUAAGUCAGUCAUCCAACUGUCCAGCUCAAGAUAUCCAGACCAAUCAGCCAAUGAUCAUGUGAAGUCUUCUGUCCAGUUAGCAUUUAACAGAGCAGGUUCCCCUGUCCAGUCGGCUGUCAGUGGGACAGUAUCACCUGUCCAAUCAGCAGCAGUGUCUCAUGGAGAUGAUCAGCAAAUGAAAUCCAGAAAUAGAAGUGGGAGCCCUGGCACGGCUUUGAGGCAGAAAUACAGUAGCCCUAAGAAAAAGCCAGACAAGGAUGAGUAUGUUUUUGACAUUGGAAUUCCAUACCAGCAGUGUGGAAAAGUAAUUGGAGUUGCAGGAGCGAGAAUCAAGCUGAUAGAGGGUGCCACUGAUACAAUUAUUUCCAUUACAAAGUGUCAAGAUAGAAUCGAAAGAGAUGCCAUCAUCACUGCCAAGACCAAAGAAGACAUUCUUGAUGCGGUGGAGUUGAUAGAGAAACUGGUGGCCAUGGAUUAUAAUGACAUUGAUGCAUAUAGGAUGAUUCAAGAAGCUCAGGACAAGAGGUUUGUUUCAGGAGCAAAGAAAAACCUGCAAACAGCCUUAGAUGAUGUCAGUAACCAGCUCACUGAAGGGAACUUGCGUUCCCGCAAUCUCUCUCUCUCCUCAAGGUCGCGCUCUCCAAGUUUUACUGGAAGCCUCACGCCUUCCCCAACCCCCGAUCUUAAUAGUAACUAUAUUGUGACUAAGGACAUGAGGAGUCAUACCCCUGAGCCUAAGAAUGGAAUAAUCGGGCAUUUGCCAUGUGGUGACAGCACUAAAGAGAUACUGGCAGAUGAGACAAAGAUUUACAGCUUACAAGUUAACCUAGAUCAAGGUCAGCUGACAUUAUCUGGGGAGAACCUGUCAUUACUGGAGGAGGCAAAGAAUGUCAUAGGAAAUCAUUUUAGGCGGCUGCAUCAGGUAGGAGAUGGCAUACACAACAACCCAAGUGUGAUAACAGACAAACAACAGGAGUCCUCGGUCAAGGAAACAUUACCAGUUGUCAAGGCAACAGAACCAGUUGUCAAGGCAACAGAACCAGUGGUCAGGGCAACGGAACCAUCUUUCAAGCAACCCGCACCUAUGUCUGGAACAAUUCACCAAAGAAAUCCCAGUCUUACAACAGGAGAAUUUUACAGAGGACAGGAUGAUUUGAACUGGGAAGAUCUGGACAGUGUUACACCAUUUGUGUUUGGCAAAGACCAGUUCAAGGUAACAUCAGUUUCCAUCAACCACAAGCGGGCCAUCAUUCCCACAGAGGAGGAAAUCGGUCUGAAUGAAAAAAUCAAAGUUCCCAAAGCUAACUGUCAAAGGAAAAAGAUGGCUGUUACAAGUAAUUUUCAAGUCUUUAAGCCUCCUAACGACCCUGCUUCACUGAAGGUCAAUCAACUGUCCUUCAAGUUUGGAGAGAUGAGUGCUAAGGCUCUUAACAUGUUUGCCCCAAAUAUCAAAUGCUUAGAGAUGGCUCUUAUUCACGGAGAGGACUGGAAGAGUGGGUAUUUGAAGGAGGAGACUCGGGGUGAUGUGGGUGGGGUUACCAUUAGCGACAGCCUUGUGGGCGGGGUUCCUGCCAAUAGCAGCAAUGCCAAAGAAAAUGUUGCCAGUACGGAUGUCGGCCAUACUUCUCAGGAUGCACAGUCUUGUGAGCUUAAACCUCAAGAAGGCAAAGUCAAGAACAAUACAGAUAUUGCUAGUGAAAAAGUGUUUGACAGUUCUGAAAUGGCCAAAGCAGUAUGUAUUUCUGAAACACAGUUACAUCGUACUCCAGGAAAGUGUUUUGAGAAAUCUGUGUGCGACACAAAUGAUUGUGUCAAAACUGAAGAAAAGGCGAUUGACAGUAUGGAAAAUGUCCCAGUGGAAUUGAAUGACGGCUCUCUGACAAAUCUGGAGUCUGUGGCAGAGAUCAGUACCGUCACCACUCCCCAAAAGGUGAUUGACGUCUGUCAGGUCACACCAAAAGACAACAUUGAAACCAUUUUUGAAAACAAAGCUGACAGCUCUUGUUCUGGUCCUGAAAAAGAGAAUGAUAGCUUUGGUUCCACCCCAGAAAAACAGAUGGACAUCAUGGAAACCACCAUUGAAAAUGGGCUGGAUAGCUUUGAUCCCACUCCUGAAAAAGAGAUUGACAGUGAAGAAAUUGCCCUUGAACAUGAGAUUGAUAGCACUGUGAUGUUUGAAAGCGACUCAGCAUCUGAAGAAGCUUGUAAUGAUGAAGAAGAUGAUGGUGAUGUUUUAAAGGCAGAAUCAAGUGUGGUAGAUACAAAGUCUGCAGGAAAAGCAGGUUCCCGUGUGGUGAUGGGUGGUAGGAUAUCAUCAGGAAAUGUGGCCGUCAGACCACCACUGUUCCCAGACAGUAGCCCUGGAUCAGUGGAGCGGGCAGUGGCACAGAUGACCACUGGCUGUCAGGGCUCCAUCGUCCGCAGAGAGAACUUUGCCAGGGCUGCUAGGAAGUUGUAUGGGGAGCAAGGAAAAGGGUCUGUUUUCCUGGUAAAGAAAGAAACGAACUAUUCCAGGGAAUUUUUGAUGGAACUGUCCAGAAGUCCACUGGCACAGGGGGAGCCACAGGACUGGUGGCUUCUCAAGAGGAUCCUGCCGGAUAUAUGUUUUUAACCAGGCAACUCCAGAAGUGUCUUUAGGAAGCGUUGGCAAAUCCCAACGUAUUUGUAUGGACCAGGCCAAGAAGUUGAAAUGGUUGAACUUUGACUGCAGAGAGAUUUAUUAGUUCAAGCUGCAGUGAAGAGCCAACAUAGACAUGUUCACAAGGAGCUCUGCUGCCAUCAUACUGUUUAUGCCAUGAAGGUAUUUUAAAGAAAUGGAAUUUGCCAGAAGCCUGUUCUGAUUUUUAAGAGCACCACAAGGUACAAUUUCGAAAAUCAUCUGUUUUUGACACUAUUGGCAGCAGAAUUUGGAUCUAUGUGGGGGCUUUUAUAAAGGAUUUGAUUAAUGAAGAAUACUUAACUGCAUGGGUAAGCAGUGGAUUCUGAGAUUUAUGAAUGCCAUUUGUGAUGCCAUAGGGAUGUUUUACUAUCAGUUGUUAGUUGUUUUACCUCAGAUUAUGCCAUACAAAGUCAGAUAAUGCCAUACAAAGUCACAAUGCUGGACGUUAGGCAGUUUUGAGUAUCCUUCUACUGCCGUCCCAACCCAUGUUAAGUUAACUUUAAAACUUAAGAAGUGUUAUGAUUUACAGUAACAUUUAUGUAACAUUUUGGACUGUACAGAUCUCAACUGGUGGUGCUAUUUAUUUUUCACUUUCAAAGUUUUUUUACAUCAACAUUAUUUUAGAGGGGAAGCUCCAACUUUAAAAAAUAACUUAUUUUACCUAUCACACAGAUGUAAACUGUGCUGAUUUGGUUUCAUGUCAUAAUUACUUGUGGACUUCUUUUGUGGUGAGAGCCUCUUUCCACAUUCGUAUAGUAAAUGGCAUUAUUUUUUAAA